AUGACAACACCUCAUUUAGCUGCUCGAAUGUUGUAUACAGCACAUACUCAAUACGAUGAUAUUGAAAAUUCCAUCAUUGGUGAUCUGGGGAUUGGUACAGGAAUGUUGAGUAUUGCCUCGUGUUUGAUGGGUGCAAAUUUUUGUUUUGGUCUUGAUUAUGAUCAAGAUGCACUUGAUUUAUGUCAGCAAAAUUGUCAAACGUUUGAUUUAACAACAAGUUUAGAUAUAUUAAGAUGUGAUUUAAGACGAACAAUCGUUCCAUUUCGUCAUCGAACUGUUGAUACGAUUGUAAUGAACCCACCAUUUGGCACCAAACCGUUUUCUUCUUCAUUAGGUGCCGAUGAAGGUACUGUUGAUUAUAUGUUAGGCGGCAUUGAUAUGAUAUUUUUGAAACAUGCGAGUCAAAUAGCAACAAAUUCAAUAUAUAGUUUACAUAAAACAGUUACACGUGAAUAUAUAAUAAAAAAAGCAAAUGAAUUGAAUAUGAAAACGGACGUGAUUGCUGUUAUGCAAUUCGAUAUACCAAAACUAGAGAAGAAAAGUAAAUAUAGACAAACAACAACAGACGUUUCAAAUAGACAUUUGAAACCAAUUGAGGUUGAUUUUAUUAGAUUUGAAAUAAAAGAUGUGAACUGA
Didymodactylos carnosus is the source of this 636-nucleotide messenger RNA. The record is from the annotation of a GenBank genome assembly. NCBI's taxonomy places the organism in Eukaryota, Metazoa, Rotifera, Eurotatoria, Philodinida, Philodinidae.